CAAGUGAUUUUUUUUCAUGAUGUGGGCGGGGUUAUUGUUUGUCAGCUUCGUUUCUUAGCAAUAGAGCAGAGUCCAAGAUAUUCAGUGAUCCGCUGCAGUGAAACUUAGGAACGAAGGUCUGUAAUCGUGUACUGGAACAUCACGAAAACACGGAGAUAAAGGCAUGGCAGCCAUAAGGAAAAAGCUAGUGAUCGUGGGAGAUGGAGCAUGUGGAAAGACCUGUCUACUAAUAGUGUUUAGUAAAGAUCAGUUCCCCGAAGUCUAUGUGCCCACUGUGUUCGAGAACUACAUUGCUGACAUUGAGGUGGACAGCAAACAGGUGGAGUUGGCACUGUGGGACACAGCAGGUCAGGAGGACUAUGACCGCCUUAGACCACUUUCCUACCCAGACACAGAUGUCAUCCUUAUGUGCUUCUCCAUCGACAGUCCUGACAGUUUAGAGAAUAUUCCAGAGAAGUGGACACCAGAGGUUAAACACUUCUGCCCCAACGUUCCCAUUAUUCUGGUGGGGAAUAAGAAGGACCUGCGGAAUGAUGAGCACACUCGGAGAGAGCUGGCUAAGAUGAAACAGGAGCCUGUUAAACCAGAGGAAGGGCGUGACAUGGCCAACCGCAUUAGUGCCUUUGGUUACCUGGAGUGCUCAGCCAAGACCAAGGAUGGGGUAAGGGAAGUGUUUGAAAUGGCCACAAGGGCAGCGCUGCAAGUGCGGAAGAGGAAAAAGAGGAGUGGCUGCUUGAUCUUGUGAGGGGAUUUGUAGAGUCCUGCAGAAGCAUCUGCCGACAUCUAGAAAUGUUUGGCAUUCAACGGCCCACGAAAGAACAUUUGAUUUGUAACCAAACAGCAUCUGUGUACUGUACUGAAUAUCGCAUAUGCAUCAAAAGGACCAAGACUGACAGUAAUAUAGGCUGGCACAAGAGAUGCCUCAGUUAUUUGGUUUUAUUUGCCUGUAACACUUGUUACAAUGUGAGAUUUGCACCUGAGUAAGAUCUAACUAUGCUGUAUUUUUUUUUUUUUUUUUUUUUUCUUUUUCAUAUUUGUUUGUUCACUGCCCUGAUCGUAGCUGUUAUUUCUAGAUGUAACAUCUGAACUUUUCAUUUGAACUGCUCACAGACUUGUUAGAAGUGAUUACUAAUUAACAAAGAAUUGUGUGUUCAUGCAGUGAUUUGAAUGUAAUUUAGUUUAUUUGAGCUUCUUUGAAAUGUUAAUUGAUCUUUCUUCACUACUAAUGGGUGUAAUGGCCAACUAUACAUUUGAAUAACUUUCAAUAAUUGGUACUAUUAUAGCACGUGACAUUGGUAUUCAUCAGACAAACAGGUACAGGAAGCACAAAUUCACAUCGUGGUGCCACUGAUACAUCUACACUGGAUUUAGACUGACCUAUACCAUAGACGCUGCUCUGAUCUUCGUUUCAGUACCUAAGACUGCAUUCUAUUGUACUCUGAUCAGUAUGCAGAGGCAGUGUGUAACCAGUCAAACAAACAGGAGAACCCAAAGGCUGCCAUAAAAAUUUCAUUAGAUUAAAACGGUCUCCUUGGGCACACUUUGAACAUUUACAGCGUCAAUAUAGCAUAUAAACAUGUACGUAUAAGAUAAAUGAUUUUUCUGUUUGUUUCAAAAGUGCAUUUUACACACGUCUACACACAUCCUAUUUACCUCUGUGCCUUCAGUUGCUUGUUGAGUUGGCCGUUUUCACCGUGGGUAAAGCACUGAAUGUAUUAUUGGGACCGGUGUUACGUUGUUAUUAUAAGAGGCGUUCUAUAGUCUUGCAUGCCAGUCACAUCGGUGUUGUCUGAAGCCUCUGUACUACUGUUGUCUUUUGUUUGUUUGUUUUUUCUUGCUUGCAAGAAUGAUCUGCAGAUAUAAAUACAGAUUUUAGCAAGAUCCCAUAUCAAUAGUUUACAUUACUGCCCCUUUCAGGUGAUGAGUUUAUUAAAAAUCUGUCAGAUUUCACAGCACUGUAUUAAUGCUAAAGUUUCAACUCUCUGCUGUUUGUUUUCUUACACUCUUAAUUCAGUAACCUAUAUGUACUGUGUAGUAAAUAUUCAAAGUAACAACUUUAUUAGCAGUUAACUUUAUUAACUGCUCUUCAUCUGUAGUUUUAGUUGGCUAAAGAAUGCAAGAUGUACAAAUUUUGGUAAUGUUCUAAAGUUAGAACUUGCCAGAGGUGUAAGAUACUUAGAUGUCUCGCUCAGUAAUUAAAAGGCACCAUGCAAUUAAUAUAGCACACAAAAUAAACGAGCACAAUAUCUACACUUCAUUUGUGUUUGCUUCUUUGAUAAUUUGUUGAUAAAAGCUGCAUGAGACAGUUCAAUGUUAAAGUACCUUUGUUUUUAUCUGAAAGUCUUUAAAUUGAAUCGAUUCUAAACCAAACUGGGUUAUAUGUGCAAACGUUGUAAUAUGUCUUAGUAAUACAGUAAAUAUUUGAAUGAAGCAAAAACCAAGCCAUGUCAAUAAACAUUUUUGGAACGA
Tachysurus vachellii is the source of this 2469-nucleotide messenger RNA. It is a transcript of the gene rhoca, whose product is annotated as ras homolog family member Ca. Bases 164 to 745 code for a protein of 193 amino acids. Gene Ontology annotation, cellular component: neuron projection. Gene Ontology annotation, biological process: small GTPase-mediated signal transduction. Gene Ontology annotation, molecular function: GTP binding; GTPase activity. Lineage: Eukaryota; Metazoa; Chordata; Actinopteri; Siluriformes; Bagridae. The record is from RefSeq and is a predicted model, not a curated record. The transcript has 5 exons.